AUGUCCCCUGUGUCCCUGCUCCUGCUCUCUCUUGCCUUCACUGGCUGCUGCGCCUGGGGUGACUGGGGACGCUUUCACCAUAACCCCAUGUUUGGCGGGAUGAACAGGUUUGGCGGUCAAGGUCAAGGUUUCCCCGGGAGAUUUGGAGGUCCAGGUUUCUUCGGCAGAUUCCCCGGCAGAUUCCCAGGUCAAGGUCAAGGCUUCCCAGCUGGUCCGGCUACUGGACGAUCAACGCCCUCCGUGUGCAGCGGGAAGGGCACUCUGGGGCAAAGAUUCGCCGUCAACAUUGGGAUCAACGACGCUGACAACGACAGUUUUGUCGCGGGCCCCGAAAUGUACAACGACUUCAGAAACAACUACGACACCAACAAAGACGGCUGCGUGACUCUUGCCGAGUGGGAACAGCGCUGGGUGCAGGGACUCCUCUUUUCCAAGGCAUUCGCCGAUAGCCGUUGGGCCGCUCUGCAACCAAGCAACAACACCGCAUGCCCCGUCACCUACGCCAGUUUCCAGAACAACACCAACAUGAGAAUGCCGUUGGGCGGUUUCAUUUCGGGCAAUCUGCAAACUCUCGUGGACACGUGCAAGAGCGACAACUCUCUGCUCAUCUCCAACUGCGACUGUCUACAGUUGUUGGGCGCUUGUGUGAACGACGCUACGCUCAGCGCAAACUCCGUGUGUCAGGCGUACGUGGCUCAGCCAGUUAAUGCCACCACUACGCCCGUCCUAGGUUGAUUGGGACGUCAAAGACUAGAGUACCCACCUCCGUUGUUUUAGCACCUGCUAAUAACCCCCCCCCCCACCCCCUUUCCUCGAGAAAUAAAUUGACUACACGAUAGAGUUUUAUUGAGGGUUUUCACGAGUUGUGAUAUAUUUCUGUGGAUCCUGCAGUAAUACAUUAAAAAGAAAUAAAUGUUAUGGCCAAAAUAAGAU
Messenger RNA from Aplysia californica (California sea hare), 933 nucleotides. RefSeq lists its product as uncharacterized. Lineage: Eukaryota; Metazoa; Mollusca; Gastropoda; Aplysiida; Aplysiidae. The record is from RefSeq and is a predicted model, not a curated record.